CAUCCAUUGUGUGUUUCAGUUCCACCGCAUGACGUAAAGCGCAUGGCAUGGAACAGCACAGGCAACAGCUCCUGCCCCGAGUCUGAGCUCUCACAGUCCUCCAUGCCUGCCGCUCCAAUAGGGAGCAACACUGUCGCUGCUAAAAGCAACACUAAGCAGACCCGUAAACAGGAGAUCAUCAAGAUAACGGAGCAGCUGAUUGAAGCGAUCAACAAUGGAGAUUUUGAAGCCUACACGAGGAUCUGUGACCCUGGACUCACCUCUUUUGAACCUGAGGCCCUGGGGAACCUGGUGGAAGGGAUGGACUUUCAUAAGUUCUAUUUUGAAAACUUGCUGAGCAAGAACAUCAAGCCCGUGCACACCACCCUGCUCAACCCGCACGUGCACCUGAUUGGCGAGGACGCUGCGUGCAUCGCCUACAUCCGGCUCACACAGUUUGUGGACACCACGGGCCACCCCCGCUCCAGCCAAUCCGAGGAGACCCGGGUGUGGCAUCGUCGCGAUGGCAAGUGGCUCAAUGUUCACUUCCACUGCUCAGGAGCGCCUGCUGCACCACUUCAGUGAUCAGUGGUCCUGAGCCUCCAGUCUACUGGAGUGUGUGUUUUGGGGGGCAGUUUUUUUCAGCGAGCGUGUUUAUGAGGCACGUCCUCUGCGUGGAUUGGCUUGUGCCAGGAGCCCGGCCGGGCGAGAACGCAUCCCUCUCCACGAUACCAACCAAUCCUGUCCCUCCUUUGACCUGCUGGGGGCCGGCUGAACACAAGACACCGCCCCCAUGGGAUGAUGCAUGCAUCUGGCGCCUGAUUGGAGGGCGCGUCUUUGCCCUCUAUCCCUCCCCUGGCAGCCAUCUUUUUUCUGCCCGCGCGAGAUGAGACGUCCCGGGGGAGGAGAGGAUUUACAGUUGAACUUGUGACAGUUUAUGAGUAUGAGUUAUGAAUAUACUGUGUAAAUUAUGACUAGAUGUACCAGAAACCACCAAAACCCAACCAAGCAUUUAUAUUCACUAUCUAAUAAGGGAGGAACAGAGGAGUGUGAAGUUAGCAGCUGAGAUUUUGGACACAUUUUUUGGCAUUCUAGGGAUAACCGGGUAGAAGGUGUUGUGCUCGUCACCCGGACGUUGAUGUAAAGAUGUAGGGAGAUUUUCCCCAACUGAAUUAUAGAGGGGGAAAAUUCAAGUCAUCUCAGUCAGAGAACUUGAUGACGAGAGAAACUUGAUAUCAAAAACAAGAAGCACCAAAGUGUAGAACUUUAGGCUUUUUAUGUGUUUUCGUUUUUUGUGUGAUUGUUUUUUCCGACAGAACGGAAAAAAACGUGUUGUCGUGGGAUUCGGGGCGGGGGGCGUCUGAUUUGAGGUUCCGUGUUUUGUUGUGUUUUUAACGUCUUGUUCUCUUUUUCGUUCCUGUGAAUAACCAGAGCCUUUUUUUGUUUUGUUGUUUUGGUCUUGAUUGAUCUGACAUUCGAGGCUCCUUUUUUAAGCAGCUGUUUUUAAAAAGAGGGAUUUUACUGUGCAAGUUUAAAGCUAACCUGUGCGUUCUGUUGUGUCCGUUGGCAUUGUGGAGGGAGAGUGUGGGCCAGCGAAUGCAUUUGCAUUUAGCGUAUUUGCCGCCUCUCCCUCACUCACCCCCUCCUGCUCUCUCCCCCUUUUCCUCUCUUUUAUCACCUUCCCUCUCGCUCCUUUUCUCUGCUUUCUGCAAGGGCCUGGUUUGUUUAUAUUCACUGUGUAAAUACAGUGUAUGUAUAGAUAUAUGUAGAAAAGUGUAAUAUAUGUACAUGUAUCUAAGAGACACUCAUCCUGUGCAUCUGGGUGUAGGAAUCACUCAUGACCUCUGUGAUCACCGAGCUCCAUUUUACUCACAGAUUUCAAAUUGCUGUUAUUUUUCUUCCUUAAAAUACUUCCUGAAGAAAUCAGUAGCUCUGGAUGAUUUUACAGUAUACAUGAACACAUACACUCCUUUAGGUGACCGGUUUGAGUCCUACGACGCUGAGACUGUUUUUAAAGAUGGGGGAUAAAAGAAGUAUGAAAUUAGUUUGACCCCCUCUGCUUAAAAAGUUUUAAAUAUGAAAACCUGCAUCAUAGCUUUCUUAACUCCUGAUCCCACAAUGCUGUGAGCUGUCUCUUCAUAUCAUAGGCACACACACACACUCAGACACUCACACACACGCCUGGUGGUGUGUCUAGGCUUUGUAACAUAUCUGCACCACUACUGUGCGACCAGGGCACCACCCUUGCUGUGCUGCUUUAUUGUCUCCAUCCAUCAGCGACACUUGUAUCUUAAAACACCCCCCCCCUCUCCCUCUCCCUUCCACCUGAUAUCUCUAACCCCGGUGUACCCACAAUUCCCUGCUCUUGAGAUGUUUAGUUGUACCUCUGUUGUUUCUCUGUUUCCCGUGUUACUGGUUUGAUUUUUUUCUUUCCAAAAUGUUAUUUUAUUACUAUGAUUAUGUCGUUGUCGUCGCUGUUGCUGUUGACUUGUCGUUUUGGUAAUUUGCCGAUCUGCCAAGCUGGAGUUCUGCACUCUCCCUCAAACACCGGAAUUUCAAAAAAAACAAAAAAAGAAAUUUGUGAAAAGAGGGAGAAAGCAUAGACAACAAAAAUUUUACAGAUUUGCAUGAUCAUAGAUUGAUCAGGACUCAAUUAUUUAUUAAUGUAAUCUGCCCUCGGUGGUUUUAAAUCGUGCCUGCUCAGUUGAGGAGUGUUGAAAGCCAGAGAGAGAGAGAGAGAAAAAGCGUUGGUGUGGGUGUGCAGGUUUCUGUGACCUCCACUGUCGAACCAGAGCGGGAGACCUAGUUAUAUGCAUGUUUCAGUUACGCAUUUCUACCAUGUACCUACCUGAAUAAGGAUGGAAAACUAGUGUUAAUAUAUGAUAUUUGCAUCUUUUGAAAUAAGAAUUUCCUCCAUCCAGAAUGUUGAAUAGGUGACAUGAAAAACAAAAAAAAAUGCAAAAUUAAAAAAAAUAUUAAAACAAACGGAUUCAGGAGCCGUAGCUUGGUAUGAGGCCCUUGAUGUUAGCGUUUUUCCCUGCGUUGUAAUGAUAUAAUAUUGGGCUGCGCUUUCUCCCCCAGCCUUCACAUGGAUGCUGGAGUUUUUUUGCAUGAUCAUGAUGUACAAUGAAAUACAACCAUGAAUUGACGACUAUCAAGUGUUUGUCUGAGUGUUAGUUGGUCUUCAUCAUAGCUUUGUUAUUCUUCGAACUUGGAUCUUGAAAGUAUUUAAUAAAAAUACUAUUUCAGCACUG
Messenger RNA from Paralichthys olivaceus (Japanese flounder), 3233 nucleotides. Lineage: Eukaryota; Metazoa; Chordata; Actinopteri; Pleuronectiformes; Paralichthyidae. The record is from RefSeq and is a predicted model, not a curated record.